AUGGCCUACGGUGUCCCGACCAACCAAAUAUCAGUGACGAAUGCCUUCUCCGCGGCAGAAACACUCGACUUUAAACUCUUCUUCUCCUUCGACUACGCAGGCAACGGAUCCUGGCCGCAGUCGCAAGUCAUCAGUUUUCUGCAUCAAUUCUCCACCAGCCCGGCGUAUUACCACUUCAGCGAUCGGCCCUUCGUCUCUACAUUUGAAGGACCGGACAGUGCGGAUGAUUGGAUCGCGAUCAAGAAUCAGACAGGAUGCUUUUUUGUCCCCGACUGGUCGUCUGUCGGUGUACCAGCUGCUCUUGAGCUCGCGGGUGGCAUUGCAGAUGGAUUAUUCUCCUGGGCUGCAUGGCCGACGGAAGCGCAGCGAAUGAAUACAUACGUGGAUGCAGCGUACAUUGACUGUCUGAAAAGGGCGAAAAAGCCAUACAUGAUGCCAGUUUCUCCCUGGUUCUAUACCAACAUGCCGCAAUACGAUAAGAACUGGGCCUUUUAUGGAGACGAUCUAUGGUACGAUCGAUGGAUUGAGGUUGCUUUCCUUGAGCCUGAAUGGAUCGAGAUAAUCUCUUGGAACGACUAUGGCGAAUCGCACUAUAUCGGCCCUUUGAACGAUAAAGGAUACGGGAUGUUCACUGCCGGCAAGGCACCCUACAACUACGCGCGAGAUAUGCCGCAUGACGGCUGGAGGCUCCAUCUUCCAUUCGUAAUUGAUCUCUACAAGAAGGGAACAGCGUCGCUGACAGAAGAAAGUCUUGUCGUGUGGUAUCGAAUUCAGCCUCGAAGCGCUUGCUCUGGGGGAAAUACCACCGGCUUCGCGGCUUUGGACCGACAAGUUGAAAAAGCGAUUGAUUCGUGGUUGGAGGACAAGAUAUUCUUCUCGGCGCUGCUCAAGUCCAAGGCAUCGGUUACAGUGAGCAUCGGCGACUCGAAAAAUGAUGCUCGAUGGGAAUAUGAACCAGAUGGAGGAAUCGGUAUCUACCAUGGAAGUUUUGCCUACGAUCCUGACAAUCUUGGAAAACCUAUUGUCACCGUCCUGCGCGAUGAUAAAGAAACGGUUCGAGUUAGUGGCCGUUCACUCAGCACCAACUGCGCCAGUGGUUUCGCCAACUACAAUGCCUGGGUCGGAAGCGAAACUUCAGGGGCGACCAUUUCGCCGGUUUCUCCAGACCUUCCAAUCUCUAAACAAGUAUGUAUCGAGGGAUCUGGAAAUGCCAACUUUUCUGAUCUGUGCGAAUUCACCUGCAAAUAUGGGUACUGUCCUCUUGAUACAUGCACCUGCACAGCAAUGGGCGCCGCCAAAGAUAAACCAAAGGCCACGAAGGUCAAGGGAUACCCCAAACAUGGCAACGACAGCUACGAGGGGCUAUGUUCUUUCUCCUGCUACUAUGGAUCGUGUCCGAAGAAGUACUGUUCUUCGACUGAGACAACACACACUUCUUCCCCCGCUUCUCCAACCUGCAAAGAUGGGAACCAAGUGCCUCAUAGUUCUGACUGCGCCCACAAGGACGACGGACAGAGACAGGCCAUCUCUUUCGUGCUUUUCGGAUUCUGUUUGAUAAUAUCUGUCUGUGUCUGGCAAGGAAGCUUCCCAUAG
Penicillium argentinense is the source of this 1593-nucleotide messenger RNA. RefSeq names its product glycoside hydrolase family 71 protein. The record is from RefSeq and is a predicted model, not a curated record. Bases 1 to 1593 code for a protein of 530 amino acids. NCBI's taxonomy places the organism in Eukaryota, Fungi, Ascomycota, Eurotiomycetes, Eurotiales, Aspergillaceae. Gene Ontology annotation, molecular function: glucan endo-1,3-alpha-glucosidase activity. The transcript has a single exon. Gene Ontology annotation, biological process: mating projection tip cell wall disassembly.